AUGGAGGAUUCCUCCGCGCCGAAGCGCCGCCGUACCUCCCCUCGAACUAGUAUUCCCAUCCGGACAGCAGACAGAGCGAACUCGUCAUCAGCCGCCGAGAACCCUACAUCACAGCCUGCGCGUCGUCGGCCGUCCUUUGCCUCUCCCACCAAGGCAAGCCUGGCGAGGACAAACCCAGACAUCUUACGCCGUCGUUCGACCCAACAGACGAACGAAGAUGCAUCCCCGCCCCGAGCAGUCGAGCCCGGCGCAGAGCCCAGUGAGCUCAGCAAUCGCGACAUGACGACGGCACAGGAACCCAGGCCACCGUCACAGAGUGAACGCGCCUCAGGAGGAACUAGAGCUAAAGACGGCGGCCUUCGUGACCGUUUGGCACAGAGAGCAGAGCAGCAAAAUUCUCCAACCCAGGACACAGAGCCGGCUUCGAUGGGUAGCCCGGCGCGUCGUCCCCCGCGAAAUGGUGCGGGACAACUCCGCGCCAAGCCGCGACGAUCGCCUGUCAAGCCCAACCCUAGGCCCCUACCACCGCCGGAUCCCGAAGAUGAAGAUUUCGAUCCGUUUGCCAGGCGAGGUUUGAAUCGUACGCCUCCUCCAGGAUCGCAACCUGCCGCGCACGAACCAACAGACCCAAUGGACCCAACACGAGACCCGGAGUCGUCUCAAGCACGUCAACUGGGCGAGUUGCAAACAGGAUCAGAGAUACCGGGACCAGAAGAGCCAGAAGAGCCAGAGCUUCCGCCGACACCGACACAAAAGGGACUCGAGGACCCAAUUGUCACCACGCCGCCGACAGGCAUCCACAACACGCCGUCUAAGCGCAGCGGAAGGCGGAGGAGCGAUCGCGGCAUGAAGAGCUCGCCAUUAAAGCAGCCACCCAUGCGACCAUCUGACACGGGAGCACCGUCCAAGAAGAGAAGGCAGGGAAAAGCAGCUGUGCCUUUCGUAUUUGAAGGGGAGGAGGACGCUGCGGCCGGGGAAGAAGCAGCCAAGCCAGGCGAUGGCACCGGAACGCACUUUGCGCGCAGGGUGCCACCGCUUGAUCCAUAUGGCGAGCAGCGAGCGCGACGGGACAAGCUGCAAGCAGAGAUUGCCCAGCUUCAGGCCGAUCUAGAGCUCGCGACAGCUGGAAAUGAGCGGGAGCGGGUGCGCAUGCAGCAGAGCGCACGGCGAAGCUCUAAGCAGCCUCAAAGCUCUUCAAACCAAGAGGAACUCUUGGACAUGCUCAGCCGACAUCUCCUCCCCGCAGAGCAAACGGCACCAGCGCCAGACGCGUCGCAGCCGCUGUUUGACCUCGCCAUGGACCCUACGUCUUGGUUCACCCUUGCCUCUCCAGCUCUUCCCCUGACCUUGACCGCAGAAAGCGAGUCCACCCCCAUAUCUCACCACCCGAUUCAAAUGACAGCCGCCGAGGAACUUCCUUAUCUCCAAAUUUUCACCCCGUUCUCCAUAUCUCAAACGACAGCCAUUCUCCCCCGCGAAGACCCUUCUUCACCCCUCCUGCGCCAACACACGAUCAACGUGUCUUCCAGCCCUCCAGGUCUCUUCGGCGCCAGGAUCGAGCUAGUAGCCAACACGUCCACCCUCCGCGUCGACUCCCUCUCCGUCCCCGCCCUCGAUCCCUCCGCCGUGCCCGAACUAGGCCCCUGGAUCGCCACCCUCUGCGACCGCGCCGCCAACACGGCGACCGACCGCAACGUGACCCUCCUCACCUGGUCCAUGGCCGAAUGGCACCGCAUCGCCCUGCAACGCGCCCACUUCUGGGCUCUCCUCGCCGCCGAGACCAGCGACCCGCAGACCCUCCUCGAGAACGCCCGCGAACUCCGCCAGCGGCGCAGGAAGAAGCGCCGUCGCGAUGACGAGGACGAAGACCUCGAGGGCGACGCGCUGAAGAGGCCGUCGAGGACGGAUCUCAUCGCCCACAUGGGCCGCACAUCUUUCGACGUUUCCAUUCCCGAUGAUUCGGUGGAUGAGGCGCACUGGCCGCGGCUGCGCGUCUCGUGGAAGAUACACUUUGAUUGGACCGGUGAGGGACAGAGCACGGUCGGGGUGCUGGCUGGGCUGCCAGGGAAGUGGCACAACGCAGAUGACAGCAAGGCGCUGAACGGGCUGCACAAGGUGUUUGGAGACAUGGUACGUAAGGAGGAGACGCCGAUGAAUGCUGUGCGGACCGUCGUUGCGCUGCUGGCGGGCGAUGGCGGACGAUGA
Verticillium dahliae VdLs.17 is the source of this 2205-nucleotide messenger RNA. RefSeq lists its product as uncharacterized. The coding region runs from base 1 to 2205 and encodes 734 amino acids. NCBI's taxonomy places the organism in Eukaryota, Fungi, Ascomycota, Sordariomycetes, Glomerellales, Plectosphaerellaceae. The transcript is spliced from 2 exons. The record is from RefSeq and is a predicted model, not a curated record.